AUGGUUACAGCGGGAUGGGGCGCGGUCUUUGGUCGUGGCCUGACUGGCACCAUUGGAGUUGCCAGCUUGGACGACCUGGAGACUGAGGCCGCGCGCAUGCAGGCACAUGAAGCGUACACUUCAGCAUUCAGGAAAUGCCAGGCGGUAACCAACGUCGACGUGUUCGUCAGCCACAACUGGGGAGCGCGGCGAUGGGUGAAGUUUUUGGCGGUUUGCUACUUUUUAAACCUGAGCAUGGCGAUUAAGUGCACUUUGGCUUCUGCACUCUUUUGCGCAACUUGCAAAGUACUGAAAGCGGGCUCCUUAGCUGGCUUGGGUGGUGACCCAUGGAUCAUGCCGUUCGUUGUCUACUUGCCCAUGUCCAUCUUUUUCAUUAUGUUCUUCUUCGGUCAGACGAUCACACGCGGCCGCUGGUCUCCGAGUCUGUGGAUCGACAAGCUCUGCGUUCUGCAGACGGACGAGUCCAUGAAGGCCAAGGCCGUCUCUGCCUUCCCGGUAUUUCUCGCUCGCUCCAGCCAGAUGCUCGUCCUGUGGGACGACGACUACUUUGACCGCAUGUGGUGCAACUUAGAGUUGGCGACCUUCACGAGGUUUUCUUCUCAAUGCACACAGAAGAUCCAUUUCGUGCCGAUGUGGCUUGCACCCUGGUUGCUGGCUUUCAUCCUCAUGGACUUGCUCAGUGUCUCUAUGCUUAGAUUUAUCUCCAAUGUGAUCUCGGAGCCUGCAGUUUUCUCGAUGAUGAUGGCCAGCUGCAACUACUUCCAGGCGGAUGUCCUUGGAAUUGACUCGCGUGACUUGAAUUUGCUUCUGGUCUACGUGGCGACCUGUGUGGCGGGCUGCACUCCUUACUAUAUCACAGCUGUCCCCUCUGUACUUGCCUUCUUGAACAAGAUGAGGAAGCAUCACAGCAUGUUACGGCAGAUUGUUCGUUUCGACGUGCGUGCCGCCAAGUGCGCCUUGGAAUCGGAUCGCCAGCUGGUUGAGAAGCGGAUCGGGGAGCUCCUGGGAUCUCGGAUCGGUUCAAGCUGCAAUGGCAACACGCUGGACAAUCGACAGAAUCUACACAACCUAAGCAAUCUCUACUCUCCCGCUUCAGGGCUUUGCUCUGGGGGCUUGAGGACUACCCUGAUGAUGGCACAGAAUCUGGACCCACUCGAUUGCUUCAACGCCUAUGUGAGGGGCCCUCUCAUGGAGGCCGUUCUCGAGAAGGUAGGCGAUAGCACGCAUGUACCCUACCGAUUGUGCCUGGUGGCAUCUUUGCCGAUGACCCUUUUCUCGGUGGUGGAUCUUCUGAGCUGCAGUAACGAACGAUGCCAGCUAAGCGCGGGCGAGGUAAACCUGUCUCUUGAAGGAUACAUGGGAAGUCUCGCAAGCUUUUGGCUUCUAAACGACUUGAUGAUCUACCCUAUUGCCCAGCCCCUCCUGUUCCGCAUGUUGAGCCUCAUCUGCUCUGCCAUUCAGCACUCUGCUGCCCGGAUCCUGCUCGGAUUGCUUGGUGCCGUGGUCCUGUACACCUACAUCUUCGUGUGCAGCGCGUUGCUUCUCUCCUUGAUGAUCAUCUCUUUGCGGACGCUGCGAAGCGAGUGGCUGGCUGCGCUGCUGCUCUUGAUCUCAGUCUUGGCAGGACAGAUGUGGGUUGCCUUCCGAGUGUCACCAGCACGUGCAGGGUCCCGCAAGAUGGUCUCCGAGAUCUCGUGA
This is a messenger RNA of Symbiodinium natans, 1698 nucleotides long. Lineage: Eukaryota; Dinophyceae; Suessiales; Symbiodiniaceae. The record is from the annotation of a GenBank genome assembly.